Molecule: messenger RNA, 846 nt
Organism: Vigna umbellata (rice bean)
Lineage: Eukaryota; Viridiplantae; Streptophyta; Magnoliopsida; Fabales; Fabaceae
Cellular component (GO): mitochondrion; respiratory chain complex IV
Source: RefSeq, a predicted model, not a curated record
AUAAAACCUUAUACAAACACGAACACGAACACGAUCUCAAUCUGUUUAAGCUUUCCGAGUUUUGACCUACAACACUCGAAUCCUCUCUUGUGUUGUAGCCGCCUCGUGACCAUCAAUGGCGGAAACUGCUGCCGACAAAUCUCAAUCUCUCGCCGAGGAAUAUCAUGUGAGUGACAAGCAGGAGAAAACAGCUGUAGUUGAAAAACCCGUUGAAGUCAAAGAAGUUGAAAACCCACAGGAGGCUGGUUCUGUGGAAGCUGUUGUUGAGAAAAUUGUGGAAGAAACAACUCCUGUUGCCCCUGCAGUUGCACAGGAGAGCAGUGAAGUAAGCCCUCCUCCUGCUGAAGAAAGCAUUGAAGAGCAAAGUAGUGGAAAUGUUGAGGAUAACUCUGGCAAUGAAGAUGCAGCGGAAGAGACCCCUGAAAUCAAGCUUGAAACUGCUCCAGCAGAUUUCCGUUUUCCAACUACAAAUCAAACCAGGCAUUGCUUUACCCGAUACAUUGAAUAUCAUCGAUGUGUAGCUGCAAAGGGUGAAGGUGCAUCAGAAUGUGACAAGUUUGCUAAGUAUUAUCGUUCUCUUUGCCCUGGUGAAUGGAUUGACAGAUGGAAUGAACAAAGGGAGAACGGAACAUUCCCAGGCCCGCUGUAGGUGGUGCAUAUUUGAAAUGGCUGCUCAAUUCGUUGUGCAGUAUUAUAUUUGAAAUCGUUAGACAUAAACUCCCAUACAUUUGGGGAAUUAAUAAGAAAUUUUGGAUCCAUGUUUGAACUAAGCUCGAGUUAUACUAUUUUCAGGAAGGGCUGGAGAAAUGUCCAGAGAUAAAUUUUACAUUUUUCAUUCGAUUAUCA